CACUAAUACAGCUGCACAAAACACCACUAAUACAGCUGCACAAAACACCACUAAUACAGCUGCACAAAACACCACUAAUACAGCUGCACAAAACACCACUAAUACAGCUGCACAAAACACCCCUAAUACAGCUGCACAAAACACCACUAAUACAGCUGCACAAAACACCACUAAUACAGCUGCACAAAACACCACUAAUACAGCUGCACAAAACACCACUAAUACAGCUGCACAAAACACCACUAAUACAGCUGCACAAAACACCACUAACACAGCUGCACAAAACACCCCUAAUACAGCUGCACAAAACACCACUAAUACAGCUGCACAAAACACCACUAAUACAGCUGCUCAAAAGGGUAGCGUUCCAUCAACACAAAAGACCUCUGGUACAGCUGCACAAAAGACGUCUGGUAAAGCUGCAAAAACAAACAAAAAGAGCGCCAGCCUCAGUCAGCUGUCAGACACAGGGCAGCAGUGGGGUUACUUGUCGUGCCGCGUGUUGGCGGCAGACUCUUGCGUGGCGGUGGUCACGGCGGCCGGAAGAAAAAUCACUGUGGCCAAAGGAGACCUUUUUGUCAACAAUGCCCCGCUCCCAGUGAAAGAUAAUGUCGCUUCAAUACUGAAAGAGGUAAAAAAUAUAAACGUAAUAUACACGCAAUCUCAAGAAGUGCACGAAGUCCACGGGCACUCGGUGGAUCUUGUGACACUGGCGGCCUGGGUUGGGAAGAAACCGAGCUUCAUCAACAACAUCGUUGAGCAGCGGCUAUCAGCACUGAAGAAAGUGGCGGUCCCCGAAGUGACUCAGACUCCACCCGCAACCCCCAAAGUGACCCAGACCCCACCCGCAACCCCCAAAGUAACCCAGACCCCACCCGCAACCCCCAAAAUGACUCAGACCCCACCCGCAACCCCCAAAGUGACUCAGACCCCACCCGCAACCCCCAAAAUGACCCAGACCCCACCCGCAACCCCCGAAGUGACCCAGACCCCACCCGCAACCCCCAAAGUGACUCAGACCCCACCCGCAACCCCCAAAAUGAGCCAGACCCCACCCACUAACCUUAAAAAGACCCCGACCCCACCCGCUACCCCAAAAGGAACCCCAGUCUCUCCCGCUCCCCUUCCUGUCGGGGAAACUACAGUGGAUGCUACGUGCAUGAUGAUGAAAAUUUCCCAGGACACCGUGACCCUCGUAGUUCGAAGCAGGUUCCUGCCUGGGAAGUGUGGAACGGUCUACGCCCGCCUCUGUGAUAUAUACGACAACGGGACUCCGUUGACGCAGACCGAGGCGGAGAAGGUAAGAGGCAAAGUGUGGCACUGUCAACUGGAAAUCAAGAAUAAUGGGAAGCAGCUGAUGGUCCCUUUGGCCUGGCGUGGAUUGAAGCCAGUGAACGACGCCUCGUCUAGAAGCACAGCGAGCCAGCAGCCCCGCCAGGCUCUCAGCACCGGCGACCUGACCGGCUCGUCGUCUCGCCCAUCGGGAACCGCCGCCUUCGUCCCCCAAACACCUCCCUCGUCGCCUCCAAAGGUGCUGAGGGGUGAGGUGGCGGAGGUCCUGGCGAAGGGAGGGCUCCUGAAGGGGAACGAUGGCUGUGUCUACCUCUUCCCCCUCGAUGUCUGCUUCCUCUUCGGCGUGUGUCUCCACCAGGUCGAGCCGAGUGAGGUGCUGCGCGUUGGCAUGACGGUGGAGUUCGAGGUUUCGGAAGGGAGGCGCAGAAGGAGAAGCAACGAGGUAGUGGCGGCGGCAGUUCAGCGGGUGUGGGUAGAGGGGGAAGACGCGUCCCUCGCCUUCCCGCCCACUGACUCCAUGAUUGAGUCCUGGUGUAGCGACAACGGCGUCUCCUCGGCCACGCUGGAUGCUCUGAAGCAGGAGGCUGAGCUGCUGUCCCCGAGUCUGUUCCCCACCGCCCUCAAGAUGGAGGCGACCACCACCGUCACCAUCACCAGUUAGGGGCGCCCAGAUGCAGUCGACUGUGCACAUGCAGCCCCGCGUGUAUUCCGUCCACCAGAGUAAUCCAGUAGGCGAGAAGACCGUCGAGGAGAAGGGGCUGGAGGUGGUGGUGGUGGUGGCGGCCAGCCCCUUGCCCUGCAGUGGCUCGACGCUCCUCGCCCAGAUCCUCGCCUCCGCCAGCCACUCGGUGCUGUUCUUCGAGCCGCUCUUCCAGUACCCCAAGGUGCCUUAGUUCCAUAACGGCUCCUGCGUCCUAAGGUUCUUCAAGAGCCUCUUCGAGUGUGCAUUCGACGACAUGUUUGAUGCCUGGUUGAAGUGGAAGAGGAUGUUUGUUGAGUAUUACCAUCGCUCCGUGGCCCGGUUGCUUCCAGUGGCCCAGGGA
Eriocheir sinensis (Chinese mitten crab) is the source of this 2336-nucleotide messenger RNA. RefSeq names its product mucin-2-like. NCBI's taxonomy places the organism in Eukaryota, Metazoa, Arthropoda, Malacostraca, Decapoda, Varunidae. The record is from RefSeq and is a predicted model, not a curated record. The transcript has 5 exons. Bases 890 to 1954 code for a protein of 354 amino acids.